CCAUGACGUUGAUCUCUCUGGUGCAGAUCUGGCGGGAGGCUGGGGCUGGGGCUGAUCCCAGCGGCCAUGUUCUCCCUGCCAUCCCUCCCCUCCUGGCUCCCCAGCCUCCCCUCCCUCCAGUGGGGAUCCGGCCUCCUCGACUCUGUCCUUCAAGGCCUCAUCGGGGCCAGUGGAGUCUCGGUCCUGAACAGCCUCCUGAAGGUCUACUUCUUUGUGAACUGUGCCAACAACCCCGAGCGGCGGCUGGAGAAGCAGCGGCUGCAGGCCCAGUGGGCCUCCCUGGAGACCGUGCACCUAGCCGGGCUGGCCUUGAUCCUGACCGUCCUGGGGGCCCGGGUGGCUGCCCUGGUGGUUCUUGAGUUCUCCCUCCGAGCUCUGUCCACACUGCUCUCCCUGGGCCAGGGCUCUGAGAGGGAGAGGCUGCAGCUGUACCUCGUAAGCCAGUACUCCCUGGGCUGUGGGCUGACCUGCGGCCUGAGCUUCCUGCAGGAGGGUGCCCCUCACCGCACCUUGAACUUGCUGCUGGGCCUCUGGCUGGCCACCCUGCUGAGCACGGGUGCCAGGCGCCUCUGCCGCCACACCUGCCAGCUGUAUGAGCUACACAGCAGCCAGCACUACUGCGGGGUCUGCCUGGGCCUGCUGGCCAGCGCUCACGGCCUCCCCAGGCUGCUGGCCCGCGCCCUGGCUGUGGCCUUUGCUGUGGGUGACCUGGCGGCUGUGGCCCUCAUCAACCGGGACUUCCCGACCACCUCGGAUGCCGUGCGCUUCUGGACGCCGCUCGUCAUCUGCUACGCCCUGCUGGUCAUCUACAUGCAGGAAGAGCAACGGCAGCACCCCGGCCUGCAGAAUCACGCCCAGACCUUGCUGGUGCGCAUGGGCGGCCUCUUUGUGCUGCUGCUGACCGUGGGCAGCUGGCUGGACCUCCUGGGAGUCGUCCUGUCCCUGCUGGGCGAGCUCUGGUGCCUGGCAAGCAGCCGCACUCUGCUGGACCUUUGCCAGGAUUUUCCAUCCCAGAGGCCGACAGUGUCUGCUGCAAGGGAGUCCCAGCCCCAGCCCUCAGCAGCCACCCAGCCCCGGGGCCCAGUCCCCUCCUGACUGGCCUUAGCCAGGACUCGGAGUCUGUCUUAGGCCCACCCGGGCUCUUCUGGAGGCCUUGACCCCAGGGCACUGCCCGGAGGCAGAGGGGACAGGGCUGGCCCCCACCUGGAGCUUGAGCUGGGCGCUGGGGGCUCCUGGCAGGGAGGGUUUGGGGCUAGGGACCUCCGAAGGGGGGCACCAGAGGCCAGUGGGUGAAGCCCCGUUUUUCUCAGGAUGGACAAUGGGUAUAACCCCCUCAGACCCUCCUUCCCCAGGGGGUUUGGGGCAUGAGGGAGAAUUGCGUCCUCAGAAUGGCCCC
Molecule: messenger RNA, 1396 nt
Organism: Lontra canadensis (Northern American river otter)
Lineage: Eukaryota; Metazoa; Chordata; Mammalia; Carnivora; Mustelidae
Gene: TMEM82
Product: transmembrane protein 82
Exons: 6
Coding region: 67-1095 (342 amino acids)
Source: RefSeq, a predicted model, not a curated record